Molecule: messenger RNA, 5234 nt
Organism: Marmota monax (woodchuck)
Lineage: Eukaryota; Metazoa; Chordata; Mammalia; Rodentia; Sciuridae
Gene: Oprl1
Product: opioid related nociceptin receptor 1
Exons: 4
Coding region: 2503-3615 (370 amino acids)
Biological process (GO): neuropeptide signaling pathway; sensory perception of pain
Cellular component (GO): neuron projection; membrane
Molecular function (GO): nociceptin receptor activity; neuropeptide binding
Source: RefSeq, a predicted model, not a curated record
UGGGCGCCAGGGCUGGCACCAGGGAGGCAUGGAGGUGGGUGCGCCCUUUGCAGAUGCUGUGUUCAUUCUGGCACCAACUCUGCCCAGAUGCAGGUGACGUCCCACAUGGCCCUGUUGGCUCCACUGCGACUUGUGGGCACGUGCUCCUUUCAUGGGUGACAUUCAUGUCUGGGCCAUCCCUGAUUUCCUCUGUGUAUGACAUGUGCACAUAACAUGUCCCCUGAUGAGCUUUGUGUGACUCGUAUGUUCUGGUCAGGCCCAGGCUCUGCCUGCACCCCUCUUGAGGGCUCACUGAGUUCUGGUCAGGGUAAGAGAAGUCUGCCAUUUCUUCUGCACUGCCAGUCCCCCUUUGUGGGAAGGUAGUCUGCAUCUCAUCCUGGUCACCAACCAUCAGAUGACAAGCCUGUCCUCCCACCUGUGAUCGUAUCUAUGAGGGGCCAAGAGGCCUCCUUUGUCUGGCCUUUGUGCCAGCCUCCAUGGAGACUUCCACAGGUGUCCACUGAGAUCGCUCACAGGCCUGCCUGCAGCACUGCAGCAGUUGGUGUGGAGGCCCUGUGGUGGGCUGAGGGCUCCAGGGCUGGGGUCAGGGGCAAGGCAGGACUGGAGCCCCCUGGGGCAGGACCCAUAUGGGUGUGGCAGCCCCAGGGACAUGUGAGGUAAUCAGACUGGUGUGUCCUGUGGCUCUGCUCUGCCGACCCUCACAGUACCUACAGCAUCCCCUUCUCCAGGACAGGAUCUGGGCUGGGAGGCAGCAAAGGCCAUUAGGAAAUGAGGCUCUGAAGAUGGGCAGACAGGAAGGGGCAGCUGGAGUGGGAACUCUGGGCUCACCUAGGGAAGGAGCUGCAGGAAUCUGAGCCUCCCCUGGCCCAGAGGUCUGGGGUCAGACCCUGAGGUCUGGGGUCAGCCUUGUCUGGAGAGUGUGUGUGAGAGUGUGUGCCUCCUGGGUGUUAGAGAGCCUUGGCUGGUGUUUGCCUGUUCCCGUGGGCGUCUGUGCUUUCUCUGAGUCUGCCAACAUGCCUGUGUACACCUUGUAAUGGUUUGCAUGUAUGUGGCUCUGGUGUGCAUCCCUAAGCAUGUACCUGUGUCUCUGUGUAUUUAUCCCGUGCUUGUCUAGGUAUCUGUGUACAUGUUUGCUGGUAUGUGUUCCCCAAAUGUCACAUGUAUUCCUGAGUCUCAGCUGCAGUGGAGAUGCAGAGACAAUCCUGGGGGACAGCUGGGGAUGCUGAGUCCUGGGGCGUCUGAUUGCUCUGGCCUCUCCUGAUUUGACAGGUAUCCUAGCAACACUGUUGUCAGUUGCCUAGCAACCAGAUCCCCAUCCUUGGAAAAGAAGCAGGGUCUGGCUGUGUGGGGGGAGGUCUAGCUCUCCUUUACAUCCUGUGUAGGAAGAACAACCCCAUGACUGUUCAGUGCAGGGGUCACCCAUAUGGCCUUGACUUGUAACCUUUCAUUUCAGUGUGCUUAUGACCUCUGUGCUGGCAAGGAGGCAGAUCCAUGGGAGUGAUUCAGCUGUGUGAAUGCCAGGGCCCUUCUCUGGGGCCCAACUGUGGAGAUGCCCUUGGUGUGGCUCCAUGUGACAAGCAGACCUGGGCUUUCCCAGCCUGCCAGGUGGACAGGGGUCUUUACACCUGUGAGGUUUCACAUUCUCAUCUGCUGGAGAGAUGUGCAUGGCAGCAGCCGUGUGUGCUGGGGAAUGUGCUUGUUUGUUCAGGCAUGGCCUAUGGUAGGCACAAGCAGCACACAGUAGGUGUGGUUCCAGUGCUGGGUUCAGCACCCUUCUGCUUGUUUACAACAAGGCUCUGAGAACUGGCUGGGCCGGACAUUGCUGUCUGCCUGCCCACUGAGGCUCUGCCAACUGUGGAGCCUGGCUGAGGGGUGCUGUUCUAGGCAGGGAGGCCAUCCAAGGCUGGUCUGGACCAGGCUGUCCAAGGCUGUGACUGCAUGUGUUGGGGGCCCAUGUCUGCCUGAGUGGGUCUGUCUGUAGGGUUCUCCCUGAGUUCCUGUUCCUGGGACUCUUUGUCUGAGCCUGUGUCCUCAUAUGUGUCUGAGUUCUGGUCUGUGUCUGCAUCUGUGUCUGUGCACAUCCAUGUCAUGUGUCCUGGCCUGUGUGUGGGUCUGUUGGGUCUGUGGGUCCCUCUCUUUAUGUGUGCCCUGAUCUCAUGUCUGUUUCCAUGUGGUAUGGGGCCCCCUCCUCCAGCCUGCGCAGCCCCUCCUGCUCUGGAGCAGCAGCCUCCUCCCCCUCCCCCUCCCCCAGCUCCUGGCUGCCGCACUUGCUGCACUCGCCACUGCGUCUAGUCUGGCGUCUGCUGAGAAGCAGCUACGCUGCAGCCCCAUCCAGACCCUGCGCUGAGGCAAGGAGCGAGCCGCCUAGCCCCACUCUGCUUCAGCCUCUCCAUCCAUCUGCCCAGGGCUGGGGUCUCCUCAGUCCCCAUUCCCAAAGAAGUCGUGGAGAUAGGGCCUGAGGUGCUAGAGGUCCUAUACAGACUGAUUUUUCAGGGCAGCAGAAUGGAGUCGCUCUUUCCUGCCCCACUCUGGGAGGUCCUCUACAGCAGCCACCUUCAGGGCAACCUGUCCCUCCUGAGUUCCAACCACAGUGUGAUGCCCCCCCACCUGCUGCUCAAUGCCAGCCAUGGCUCUUUCCUGCCCCUUGGGCUCAAGGUCACCAUCGUGGGGCUUUACCUGGCCGUGUGCAUCGGGGGGCUGCUGGGGAAUUGCCUCGUCAUGUACGUCAUCCUCAGGCACACCAAGAUGAAGACAGCUACCAACAUAUACAUUUUUAACCUGGCUCUGGCAGACACCCUGGUCCUGCUGACACUGCCCUUCCAGGGCACAGACAUCCUACUGGGCUUCUGGCCAUUUGGGAAUGCCCUGUGCAAGACUGUCAUUGCCAUUGACUACUACAACAUGUUCACCAGCACCUUCACCCUGACGGCCAUGAGUGUAGACCGCUACGUAGCCAUCUGCCACCCGAUCCGUGCCCUUGAUGUCCGGACGUCCAGCAAGGCUCAGGCUGUCAAUGUGGCCAUAUGGGCCCUGGCCUCUGUGGUUGGCGUCCCUGUUGCCAUCAUGGGCUCAGCACAGGUGGAGGAUGAAGAGAUCGAGUGUCUGGUGGAGAUCCCUGCCCCCCAGGACUACUGGGGCCCCGUGUUUGCUGUCUGCAUCUUUCUCUUCUCCUUCAUCAUUCCCGUGCUCAUCAUCUCUGUCUGCUAUAGCCUCAUGAUCCGGCGGCUGCGUGGUGUUCGUCUGCUCUCGGGCUCCCGAGAGAAGGACCGGAACCUGCGGCGAAUCACCCGGCUGGUGCUGGUGGUGGUGGCUGUAUUUGUGGGCUGCUGGACGCCUGUGCAGGUCUUUGUUCUGGUUCAAGGGCUGGGUGUCCAGCCAGGCAGUGAGACGGCUGUGGCCAUCCUGCGCUUCUGCACAGCCCUGGGCUAUGUCAACAGUUGUCUCAACCCCAUCCUCUAUGCCUUCCUGGAUGAGAACUUCAAGGCCUGCUUCCGCAAGUUCUGCUGUGCAUCCGCCUUGCAUCGGGAGAUGCAGGUAUCUGACCGAGUGCGGAGCAUCGCCAAGGAUGUGGCCCUUGCUUGCAAGACUUCUGAGACAGUGCCGCGGCCCGCAUGACUAGGCGUGGACCUGCCCAUGGUGCCCGUCAGCCCACAGAGCCCAUCCACGCCCAACACGGAGCUCACACAGGUCACUGCUCUGUAGGCUGAUCCCAAGCGUCUGGAGCUGUAGAUGGCUUUUCCCUUUGGCCCAUGAUACUCAGUCCCGGAGGAGGACCUGAAUGACAUCAUGGGGCAGUGGACUGUGGCUGCCUCUCCCGCUGUAGCCUCUAUAAGACUAAACUGCACUCCUGGUGCGGGGCCAGAGGGGAUGCAAGGACACUGCCUGCAAAUGUGCACUGCUCUGUGGACACCUUUGAGAGGAGCUGCUGCUCAGCAGCCAUGCUCCUGUGACUCCUCCUCAACCUCUCCCAUGCUGAGUCAGCGGAGCCUUGAUACUGCAGGUGGGCUCAUGCCCAGGUGUAGCCGCGGCUCUGUAGUCACCUGCACCCCACAUGCUGUGUGCUAUUUGUGUGGCAGGGCUCUGACUGCCUCUGACCUUGCAGUGUCUACUCAGGGCCACUGGACUGUCUUGGUGUUGCCCAGGAGUGUAGUGGGCAGCAUUUCUCUGUGGAGGGACUGACCCUGAGCCCAGGGCUUCCACCUGGAACACUUUCUGACUCCAUCUGAGCAGCCAGGGCUACCCUAGGAGGGUAUGCAGCAAGCUGUCAGCCUUGGCUGGAGGCUUCAUGUGGGUCCUGGCCCAGUCACUUUCUCAAUGUUCUUGUGCUACAAUGUACAGCUUGUGGAUUGGACCUGCCUCAGUGCUGCCGCUCUCUGCUCUUCCCGAUGGUGGCUCUGCCCUGGGCCUGACUCCCACUUCCCUUUCUGAGGCGAACAGGAGGCCUGACCCCAGCAGUUUUUCAGGGGCUCUUGCCCUCCAGAAGCCUGAUGUGCACUGUUGUGCACAGACUGUGCAGCCAGUGCUGCCUCUGCAGGUGUGGGAGGUGGCUCAGGGAGGGGUGCUGCAGGACCACCAUGGGUGGCUCUAUUGCUUGCAAAGCAUGGGCCCUGUGUGUUUAGUCAGAACAGCAUGCUCAGCCCUGAGGGCCCUACCACCUUCUGGGGAGUUCUCCCAGUCUCCUUUGCUUGAAGUUGGGUCAGUGGCUGUGCAGAUGGAAGGGGCCUGAGGCCUGGGGAGGUAUGGCUGGGCUGGGUUUUGCUUUGCAUACCCAUUGCUCACUGUUUAGUCGCAGGCCUCAGAGUGUCUCUGGGUAAGGCCUGAGCCUGCUGCCAGAUGUGAGGUUGGCCUCACAAGCAGAGCUGCUGUGCAAGGUUUGCUUGGGCUAACCUGCAAGGACUCUGAGCUUUGGGAACUCUGUCCCUUGGGGAAACCCUGCUGUGAUCACCCAGAGAAUCAGGCAGCUUUGCGAACACUCUUCCUGCAGGUGAAUUUUUGAAACACCUGCAACAUUGAAAAGAGGCUCUUCUUCCCCAGACCUUGGUCAGUCUUGGGCUGGUUCUUCCUGCCCUGGGGAGCCUUGGCUGCAGGGCUGUUCCUGGGGAGACCCGGGCACACUCUGUGAGGCCUUUGGCAGGAGCCACCUGGCUAUAGUGCUUUCUUACCAAGGCUGAGAACUUUGACUCUGUGCUGUUGUAACGCCACCUGUGACAUUACCUGUGUAUUUAUGCCUGUGA